Molecule: messenger RNA, 1566 nt
Organism: Alternaria infectoria
Lineage: Eukaryota; Fungi; Ascomycota; Dothideomycetes; Pleosporales; Pleosporaceae
Exons: 2
Coding region: 1-1566 (521 amino acids)
Biological process (GO): phenol-containing compound metabolic process
Molecular function (GO): arylsulfatase activity; N-acetylglucosamine-6-sulfatase activity; glycosaminoglycan binding
Source: RefSeq, a predicted model, not a curated record
AUGAAGGCACACUGUGGCUACCCAAAGGUCGUUCGCGAAGGCAUCAACGAUGACUACCUCCCAGUAUGGAUGCAGAAUGCUGGCUACAACACAUACUACUCUGGCAAGCUGUGGAACCACCACUCUGUUGACAAUUACAACGCACCCUACGCCGGCGGAUACAACGGUUCCGACUUCAUCCUCGACCCCUAUACGUACGAAUACUACAACGCGCACAUGAGUCGUAACGGUGGACCACCCAUAAGCUACAAGGGUCAAUACUCGCCUGAUGUGACUGCAGAGAAGGCGUAUGGCUUUCUCGAGGAGGCAACGCAACACCCUGAGCCUUGGUUCCUUACCAUUGCACCUAUCGCGCCCCAUAGCAACGUGAAGCUUGUGCCUACCGAAGAGUAUAGUGCGGAUUUGCCUCAAUACGCAGAGCGACAUGCUCAUCUCUUUACCGAAUACAAGAUCCCACGCGACGCCAACUUCAAUCCCAAGAAGCAGGGCGGCACAGGAUGGGUCAAGAGACUUCCACUUCUCAACGACACAGUCAUUGACUAUAACGACGAAUUCCAACGCUCCCGCCUUCGUGCCCUUCAGUCAGUAGACGAGAUGGUGGAGCAACUUGUGAAGACUCUCGAGCACAAGGGCCUUCUUGAAGACACAUACAUCAUCUACACCACUGACAACGGGUACCACCUAAGUCAGCAUCGCCUGCAUGCUGGCAAGGAGUGUGGCUACGAGACCGACAUCCACAUUCCCCUCAUCGUGCGUGGACCUGGUGUAAUGAAGGGCCACACCACCGACAUUGUCAGCUCCCACACCGAUCUCGCCCCUACCAUCAUGAAGCUCGCCGGUCAGAGUCUGCGUGAAGACUUCGAUGGCUCCGUCAUGCCUCUGUCACAAGAAGACACCCUUCUUGCCGAAUCUGCAGAACGUCAAGAACACAUCAACAUCGAGUACUGGGGCCGAGCCAUCCCCGAAGGCAUAUGGGGCCACUACGACAACCCGGUGAAAGAGAAUCAUCCGCCCGACCAAAACUGGGGUGGCUACCUCCACUCUAUCCGUAACAACACCUACAAAGGCCUUCGCCUCAUCGGUGAGGACUACAACAUCUACUACUCCGUCUUCUGUACGGGCGACAAGGAGUACUACGACAUGCGCUUCGACCCAGGUCAGCUGGAAAACUACUUCGACGACGAAGACGCGGACCUCAUAGCGAAACGUGACACCUACCGUAUCGCAGGCCGCCCCUUCACCGCCAUCAUCGACCGUAUCGACGCAUUGAUGAUGGUACUUAAAUCAUGCAAGGGCGAAGCGUGCAGAGAUCCCUGGGGCGUGCUACACGGUAGUGGCAGGAAGGUCCGAUCGCUCAAGCAAGCUUUGUCACAUCGCUAUGAUACUUUCUACGCAGCGCAACCUAAGGUCCAAUUCGAGGACUGUGCGUUGGGCUAUAUCCGUGAGGUUGAAGGCCCGCAGGAGGCGAACGUUUGGGAUGGCUGGGAUGACGGAGAGAGGUCUGAGCUGAAGGCGCGCAGGAAGCCGAGUUUUGUGUAUCAGGGGAAUCCGCAUUUGCUUACUUGA